This is a messenger RNA of Nicotiana tabacum (common tobacco), 2065 nucleotides long. The record is from RefSeq and is a predicted model, not a curated record. NCBI's taxonomy places the organism in Eukaryota, Viridiplantae, Streptophyta, Magnoliopsida, Solanales, Solanaceae.
UAUUAUGAUUCAGAAGCAAAGGGAUCCAAAUUGCACAUAUCGAUUUGAGGGAUUAAAAGUGCAAAAUUUUCUAAAAGGGAAACUACUAGUACAAGGAUAAGAGUGACGACAAAAGGGAACUAAAUACUUUGAAUUUGAAUCGGCGGAGAAGCGACGAAAAGGAGAAAAAGAGAUCUUUCGAUUAUAGUGGACCGGAAAUGGUAAGAGGGGUGGGUUCGCAAAACCUGGCGGCGGAUGUGACACAGCUGAUCGAUCAGUUAGAGCGCCACUGCUUAGCCCCUGAUGGAUCUCUCAUCUCCAAAUCAGCUUACUUCGAUCUCCAACUCGCUAGAGAAGAAAUGUCAAAGGAGAGGCAGCGCUAUUUGGAAUCCUUAGCAAUAUAUAUUGAGGCGACCGCCAUGGUAGAAGAUUACCAGCAAGCCAUUUCUGUGGCCAAUCUCGGUGGUAUUCGAGAUGUGCAGGGUUUAUACUCUCAAUUGGGCCUGAAAAACCCUCCUCAGGUUUAUGAGGCUCUUGAGCAUAGGAUGGUUGUUGCGGAAGCAGCUCAGAGAUUGAGGCUUCCACUCAUCUCCAAAGACGGUGAGAUUCACGAGGAGGAAAUUGAAAAAUGGAGUAUACUGUCGAGAUGUUCUAUUGAUAGCACAAGCACCAGCAUCACAUUAAGCUCGAGCUCAAACUCAACUUAUCAAACCAAUGCAUCUGUAAUUGGAGCUGUUCCUGCAGCAAGCAGUGCUUCCACUACUAGUACAACUGAUGCAACAGAAUCAGAUGUUGGUGGUGUUCCCAAUCGAUUCCUUGGAGUUACGCCUGCAUAUUUAUGGCAAACUCAACUACAUCAGAUGUCAUCAGUGGAUGUGGCAGAAUACCAGAGAUUGCUUUCACGUGAGAUUGGAAGCCGGUUGGAUGCUAAAUGUGAUAAGUUAUCUAAUACAGUUGCUAUUGAUGACAUUGGUACGUUUAAAUUGCUUAUUUCUCUUCCUUCGUCUUCUCUUGGUCCUUCGCCUUUCUUUGUGUUUGUUGGUUGGUGGAUUUUUGUCUGUUUUUCUUUUAAACAACCCAGCAUUGAUACGUGUAUUCUUCGGGUAAAGUUGAUCAUUGAGGAGAUUGAAAGAGAGGAAACGGCAUGGCGUGAGGAUUUAUAUUCAUCUAACAGAAAAUUUGCAGAAUACUAUAAUGUUUUGGAGCAGAUCCUUGGUGUGCUCAUUAAGCUUGUCAAAGAUAUAAAGUUGGACCAUCAACAUAAAUAUGAUGAACUGCAAAAGACGUGGCUGUGCAAAAGAUGUGAGACAAUGAGGGCAAAAUUAAGAGUUCUGGAACAUAUUCUCCUACUCGAGACGUAUACCCCGGAAACUAUCCCUGCACUUCACAAAAUAAGGAAGUAUUUGAUUGAAGCAACAGAGGAAGCAUCGCUUGCAUAUGAGAAAGCGGCUGCCCGCCUUCGUGAGUAUCAGGGGGUUGACCCUCAUUUUGACGAAAUUGCUAGGCAGUACCAUGACAUUGUAAAGAAAUUAGAGAGUAUGCAGUGGACCAUCAACCAAGUUGAAAUGGACUUGAAUCCUUUGCCCGCUCACCCCCGUGCCUAAAGCAUCUCUCUCAGAUGAGUUCUCUGUAAAAGGUUCAUGAAAAAUCUCUAGUGUAUUUUCAUAGGAGCAUAUGAAAGUCAUAUUUGCAUUUAUUAACUAUUGAUUAUCGGCAUAUAUGAUGUUCAAUAUUUUCCAUUUGCUGGUCGUUGAAAAUCUGCCAGUGCAAAGAACCUAAUUAGGAAGAGGUUUUCGUCAUUGCAAUCUUUUGAGCGGACUAUCAAUAGUUUUCUGGGUUUUAGUACCAUCCCUGAAGUGUGAACUUGCAAAAGGUGUACACUUUACACAUUGCUGAAGGAGCACGUAGAGCAGCUGACCUUACCAGUACGAGCACCAAAAAAAAAAGAGUUUAUUUGAUAUGAAGUUGAUAUUCCUCUUUUAUUUUACUAAAUUUAUUUGAGAUAGUUUCCAUUUUGAUAGUUAAAAUAAUUGUAUCUGAUGUCAUCUUUAUUAAUCGUUGGAAAGCGUUUACCAUUCAAAGUUUA